This is a messenger RNA of Cryptococcus amylolentus CBS 6039, 1084 nucleotides long. Its product is annotated as protein-L-isoaspartate O-methyltransferase. Gene Ontology annotation, molecular function: protein-L-isoaspartate (D-aspartate) O-methyltransferase activity. Gene Ontology annotation, biological process: protein modification process. Bases 132 to 842 code for a protein of 236 amino acids. The record is from RefSeq and is a predicted model, not a curated record. NCBI's taxonomy places the organism in Eukaryota, Fungi, Basidiomycota, Tremellomycetes, Tremellales, Cryptococcaceae. The transcript is spliced from 8 exons. Gene Ontology annotation, cellular component: cytoplasm.
CUUGCAACUAUCAUAUCUGGACGGCCACUCGCACACUGUACUCGUCUUAUAAGACUAGAUAGAGAGGAACCAAUCUGGUCCAAUUUCACACGAUCGACAUCCUCCGAAACUUACUUGUAGUGCCACGGAAAAUGGCGUGGAUGUCCAGCGGGCGAAGCAAUGCCGAGCUCAUUGAGAAUAUGCGAAGAUCUGGCUUGAUCCAGUCCGCAAGAGUUGCAGCUGCAAUGAAGCAGGUCGACAGAAAGCAUUAUGUACCGGACGCGACUGCUGCCUAUGAGGAUGCACCCCAAAGAAUAGGGUAUGGCGCCACCAUCUCCGCCCCGCACAUGCACGCCCACGCAUGCGAGAAUCUACUCGAAUUGCUACCUGAGCAUACACCUGAAGGGCAGGAGGCACCAAGAAUACUAGAUGUAGGUAGCGGUUCAGGCUAUCUGGCCGCUGUCCUUCACCGCAUAUCUCCCCAUUCACGCGUCAUCGGCAUCGACCACAUUCCAAACCUGGUGGCUCAAUCUAUCGACAACCUCCGAAAAGACGGCGGUCAAGUGCUCGACAAACAUACGGGCCAGAGUGGAGGUGUUGUGAUGAUCAGCGGAGAUGGGAGAAAGGGCUCGAAAGAGCAUGCGCCUUUCGGGGUCAUCCAUGUCGGCGCGGCGGCGCCUCAUAUGCCUCAAGAUCUUGUGGAUCAACUGGCAGAACCGGGCAGGAUGUUCAUCCCUGUCGGAGAAGGUUCUCAAGCCGUCUGGCAGGUCGACAAGUCUUUGACAGGAGAGAUUACGAAGAAGAAGCUGUUCGGUGUGAUGUAUGUCCCUCUCACUGACGCUGACAAGCAAUGGCGGGGAUGAAAGGUCCUGUGUUUACGAUUGGUUGUCUCUCAUCUUGGCCUGCAUUGUAUCAUUCUUCUGGUUUCUUUUAUGGUCUGUAUACCCUGACUGCAUUCAUUCUUUGGAUACGUCGGCGCUGGAUUCUCCUCCUGGGCUUCGAACUCCAUAGUCAAGAGAGGCCUGUAUGUGAACAAUAACAACCAUGAGAGUCACAAUGUCGUACUAUAGCUCUUGUACUAAUCACUGCUAUGCAUAUGUCACAA